GUCGAGGAGGAUUUCCAUCCCUCUCCUCUCUCUCCGAUCACACACACACCAUCCUGGUUUGAACCACCACUGCGUCUCAUCUGUCUCGUCGUCUGUCUCAUGGCGGCAUAACGCUUGUCCAUCUGUGUGGGUGUGGGUGUGUAUAUGGGUUUACGCAUACAUGUGUGGUUGGUUGUUUUUUUGUCCUGGACCGUCGUGCGAUGCCAUUUCUCCCUCAGCACGCUGAGCGACUCGAUGGGCUGUCUCUGCUCUACUGGACGAUCAUGGGCCCUCACGGCAUUAGUCGAUCUGUGCACAGGCUGGAGUUCUGCGACUGCAAGAAAGGACUCGGUGUGAAAAUAAUCGGAGGAUAUCGAGAGCUAACGGGGGAAGAGUUCGGCGUCUACAUCAAGCGGGUGAUUGGCGGCGGUUUGGCUGCUCUGGACGGUCGGCUUAAGUCAGGUGACCUGAUUCUGGAUGUCAAUAACAUCAGUCUGGUGGGCGUGACCAAUGAGAGGGCGGUGGAGAUCUUAAGGACAGCAUCACUGUCCAAUCACAUGUCUCUGCUGAUUGCCAGGGAUGAAGAGUCCAGGAGGGAGUUUGUUGAACUGAUGGAAAAGUACGGCUCCAAUAAUGUCCCAGUUUCAGGAAGAAUCUCCCCUCCUCAGCUGUCCACAGGGAAGCUGACAGACACGGCCUCCUCCUCCUCCUCCUCCAGAUCAGAGAGUCCACAGCUCCUCAGCCCCAAGGAGGCGGUCACCACCUACACUCACAGCCCCACCUACACCGCCAACACGCCAUACAGCGUGCACACACCCUCACACGCCUUUACUGACACCAUCAUUCAGUUGAUAUGUGUUGCCAAGGGAACAGGACUAGGAAUUGUCAUUAAUGGCGGAGCUAACCGAGUUGAAGGACCAAUGGUGUUCAUUCAAGAAAUUGUGCCAGGAGGAGACUGCCAGAAGGAUGGCCGAUUGCAGGUUGGAGACCAGCUGGUGUCCAUCAACAAGGAGUCUUUGAUCGGCGUGACGUACGAGGAGGCCAGGAGCAUCAUGACACGCACCAAACUCAGACCAGAUCCUACGGUGGAAAUUGCCUUCAUACGGCGGAGAUCAUCAUCCAGCUCCAGCAGCGGGCCUCAUAGUCCCAUCCUCCUCCAGGGCCCCAGUGCUGGAGGUGUGCCCAACACAAGGGCCCCUGGUCCGGGUGUUCCACCUCUGCAGCCAGCUGGGGUCACCAAGAUCACCUCUUGCCGCAACCCAGCUAGCGAGACUUUGCCAGCGAUGAACAUGACCCAGGUUCGAGUGUCUCCAAGUAGGACGGAGCAGACACGAGUGUCUUCCUCACCACACGGUGAAGAUGUCUCCGGCGUAAACCCUGAGCAGACGUGCAGUCAGACUCUUCAGUCCAAAUCCUCCCUCAUCAGCAGCAGCUGCCGCCUCAGACAGGAGAGGAUCGAGCAGGCUCUGGACCUGCUCGGUCUGACACCCACAGAGGCUCAGCGGCAGGCACUGAGCUCACGGCUCCAGGUUGAUCCAGCCGGUACAGUGUCCUACACAGACUUUGAGAGUCUGACCAGGGAGCUGUUCAAACCUCAAUUGGAGGAGCUGUCCAUCACCCAGCCAGGGUCAAAGUUCACAUCUGACGACCUCACCAGUUUGCUGGAAUCACCCACCAACCUGCCGUCAUCUUUGUCGGACUCAGAGGAGCUGGAGGAGAUGGAGAGGCUGAGGAAGGAGCACAUCGAGGCUCUGAGGGAAAUCAAGAGGCUUCAGGAGCAGCUGGUGGAGUCUCAGAGAGUUCACAAUCAGAUGGAGGAGGAGCUUAGCAGGGUCAAACAGGACGUCAAAAUGGGCGCGGAGGAAAGCCUCUCCCUGCUGGCGAGGAUCCAGCUGGCCGAGGCAGCGCAGAAGCAGGCGAGAGGGAUGGAGAUGGACUACGAGGAGGUGAUCCACCUGCUGGAGGCAGAGAUUGCUGAGCUAAAGGCCCAGAGGGCGGAGUCACAGACCAAGGUGAGUCAGGACGAGACGGAGGAGCUGAAGAAGCGAAUCGCAGUCCUCGAGUGUCAGCUACGGAAGAGUGAAGGGACCCAAAAGAGUUUUGAGAUUUCAGUAGCAAAGCUGCUGAGUUUUGUGGAGAAUGUUCAAGAAUUCCUGCUCGAAGGUCACGGACCCCCGAAGAGUUCCAGCUCUGGAGACGUUAAAGUCGGGGCGUCGUCCCAAAGCGUCGCUCCUCGAUACAGGAAGAGCCAGUGGAUGGCGGCCACUCUGGCGCAGGAGGCGAAGGAACUGACGAGGACUGUCAGAGCCAUCCUGGAGGUUGACUUGCUGACCUUCUAGAGGACCAGAACCUAAACCAGCUACAAAUCAUCAGCCAGAUGCCAGAUGUCUGUCUCCUCCCUAACGACUCCUCCAUAACCUCAACCUGAACCGGACUUUUGUCUCAGAUCUGCAUGAAAUACUGUUUUGUUUCUGUGAAGCACGUCACUUAUCAUUUAGGCCAG
Thalassophryne amazonica is the source of this 2482-nucleotide messenger RNA. RefSeq names its product syntaxin binding protein 4 (gene stxbp4). Gene Ontology annotation, biological process: regulation of insulin secretion involved in cellular response to glucose stimulus; insulin receptor signaling pathway. Gene Ontology annotation, molecular function: syntaxin binding. Bases 201 to 2318 code for a protein of 705 amino acids. The record is from RefSeq and is a predicted model, not a curated record. Lineage: Eukaryota; Metazoa; Chordata; Actinopteri; Batrachoidiformes; Batrachoididae. Gene Ontology annotation, cellular component: cytoplasmic vesicle. The transcript is spliced from 21 exons.